This is a messenger RNA of Camelus dromedarius (Arabian camel), 5152 nucleotides long. RefSeq names its product armadillo repeat containing 2 (gene ARMC2). Gene Ontology annotation, molecular function: protein binding. The coding region runs from base 766 to 3369 and encodes 867 amino acids. NCBI's taxonomy places the organism in Eukaryota, Metazoa, Chordata, Mammalia, Artiodactyla, Camelidae. The record is from RefSeq and is a predicted model, not a curated record. The transcript is spliced from 22 exons. Gene Ontology annotation, biological process: cilium organization; sperm axoneme assembly.
AUCCAUCACCAAUGGAAGGAAGCUCCUUCAGGCCACAUAAGAAGGAAGAAUUCAAACGCUAAUCAGGGACAUGCCUUGGAGAGGAACACCGUGAGGUCUGACCAGGAGAGCAAUGGACAGCACUGGGUCCUACUUUUGAAAAUGUGCAGACAAGUCAUCAUGAAAACUCCAGAGGAGGGAGGCUUGAAGGCCCCCUUCAGUCACUGAUUCUUAAGGAGAGCUGGAACAACUUGGAUAGACUUGUGCAGCAGAACGAAGUUUGACCAUUACCUACACUGUACAAGAAUUAACUCAGAAUGGACCAAAGGCUUUUAAAUGUUCAGUUAAAACUGUAAAACUUUGAGAAGAAAACAGAAGCCUUCAUGACCUUGGAUUUGACAAUGGAUUCUUAGAUAUGACGCCAAAAGCACAAGCAACAAAAGAAAAAAAAAAAUCUUGACUAGGAGUGUGGCCAGCCAUCAUGUAUGACUGCACAAAAGGGCCACAUCUGCUCUUCAACCUGCAGAAGCUCCUGGAACCCAAGAGAUUUUUAUUGAACAUCUGUAUGUUCUGGCCACUGUUCUUGUAUCGAGGACACCCAAAGGCCACGGGACAUUGUACAGACAGCCACAAAAGCAUCCUGACUAGAUCCGCCAAGAACUUGAGCAGUGGAAAACAGGAGGCAGGAGAGAAUGGGCAGAUAUACUUCAUCUUCUUUCUCUCUCUGGUGGACUCUCCCAAGGGUGUGGUGUUCAUCUGAAGAACAUUUUACUUUUAAAAGGAAAGAUGCUGUCUCCAAAUGAUAAAAAGUUAGAAAAGCUGGAUCCAUUUUACCGACCUUCAGUGUCCAAGCAGAAGACAAGUGCAGAAAUCAUAAGUGAAGCACGAAAUGCCUUGAGAACUGUUAGGACCCAAAGACCGCUUACACCACGGGAAGACCAAAGAAAACUAUUUGGAUCCGCAUCUUCAAGAACACCAGAAAAUAGACCACCAUCCUCCUUCAGUGUCCAUGCAUCCAGUUUUGAGUCCUCUGAUUCCAAGCCCAUCUCUGGCGCCCGUCUCAGUCCUCUAGAGCUUAAACCGAAAGCGCCAGCAUCUCCUGCCACAGAGGAGGAUCCCUGCCCUUCCUUUCCUAAACCCCCAGUGGACCCUGCGAAGAUUAGAAGGAUAAGCAGUGCCCGGGCGCGCUUGUUCAGGGCGGCCUCGCAGGGGGCUCUUCUGCCAGACAGGACCCUUCCUCCCACACAGCCAAAGAAGAGAGUGGAAUCUAAAGAAACAGUUAUGAUGGGGGACUCUAUGGUGAAAAUAAAUGGGAUUUAUUUACCAGAAUCAAAUGCCCUUGGCCACUUAAAGAGUCACCCACUUCAGCUAACAUAUGAUGGAGACUUCAGUGAAAUCAAGGAGCAAGAAAUGUUCAAAGGGGCGACACCCUUGCCAUCCCAUCUCAGAAGUGGAGGGGACCAGGGGAAGAGGCGUUCGAGGGCCUCCUCAUGCCCCAGCAGCUCAGACCAGAGCAGGCUGGACACCAAAGCAGGCUCAAAGGCUGACUUGCAAGAAAAGGAUACAGAAAUAGAAGUAAAUGAAGUGUUUUGGAAUACAAGGAUCAUACCGAUUUUGCAUGAAUUAGAAAAGAAAGAAAACAUUGAGAUGCUGUGUGCUGCUUGCACACAACUUCAUCACACGUUAGAGGAAGGAAGCAUGCUUGGAAAUAGAUUUAAGAGAAGAACUAUUCUCCUGAAGACCCUGUAUAAACUAGUUGAUGUUGGUUCGGACUUGCUCAGCCUUAAACUUGCAAAAAUUAUCCUAGCACUUAAAGUGAGUGGAAAAAAUCUUCUUAAUGUCUGCAAACUUAUAUUUAAAAUUAGCAGGAGUGAGAAAAAUGAUUCUCUGAUUCAAAAUGACAGCAUUCUGGAAUCAUUAUUGGAGGUCCUGAGAAGUGAAGGUCUGCAAGCUAACACGGAAGCUUUUUUAUACUGUAUGGGGGCGAUCAAAUUCAUUUCUGGAAAUCCAGGAUUUCUUAAUGAAAUGAUUGGCAAAGGUGCUGUGGAAAUAUUGCUGAAUUUGAUUAAGCAAAUAAAUGAGAUCACUGAGAAAUCUGGUACAUGUUUGCCUAAUUCAGGCCACUUGUUAGUCCAAAUGACUGCUACGCUGAGAAACUUGGUUGAUUCACCACUGGCAAGAAGUAAGCUGCUAAGCAUCAGUGCCCUUCCCCAGCUGUGCACGGUGAUGGGACAGUACACAGGUGACAAGGAUGUCUGCACCAAUAUUGCCAGAAUAUUCAGCAAACUUACUUCUUAUCAUGACUGCUGUGUAGCCUUGGCCAACUAUUCCAGAUGUUACGCCUUGUUUUUGAAUCUGAUAAACAAAUACCAGAAGAAGCAGGAUUUAGUGGUUCGUAUUGUUUUUAUUCUUGGCAACCUGACAGCGAAAAAUAACCAGGCACGUGAGCAAUUUUGCAGAGAGAAAGGGAGCUUCCCAACUCUGCUGUCAUUAUUCCACACGUUCUACGAGCUGGAUCUGCAUUCCAGGAAGCACGUGGAGGAAGGAGACGAGCGGCCCCCGGCGCGGAGGCCGCCGGCCCAGGCGGAGGACGUGCUCAUCAAGCUGACCCGGGUGCUCGCCAACCUGGCCAUCCACCCGCGCGUGGGCCCGGCCAUCGCUGCCCACCCGCGCAUAGUGGGCCUGCUCCUCGCCACGCUGGAAUACAAGUCAAUUGAUGAUUGUGAGGAGCUGGUGAUCAAUACUACAGCAACAAUCAACAACUUAUCUUACUACCAAGUGAAGAAUUCCGUAAUUCAAGACAAAAAGCUAUAUAUUGCUGAAUUGCUUAUAAAGCUUCUUGUGAGUAACAACAUGGAUGGAAUCCUGGAGGCUGUGCGCGUUUUUGGAAAUCUCUCCCAGGACCAUGACAUCUGCAAUUUCAUUGUGCAGAAAAAUGUCCACAAGUUCAUGAUUGCACUGCUGGAUGCGAAGCAUCAGGAUAUUUGCUUUUCUGCCUGUGGCGUUCUCCUAAACCUCACUGUGGAUAAAGACAAGCGUGUCAUCCUGAAAGAAGAAGGUGGCAUUAAAAAGUUAGUGGAUUGUUUAAGGGAUUUUGGUCCUACUGAUUGGCAGCUGGCCUGCUUGGUGUGCAAAACUUUGUGGAACUUCAGUGAAAAUAUCACCAGUGCUUCGUCAUGUUUUGGAGUUGAGACCACUGAUACACUCUUAGCCCUGCUGUCAUCAUUUUUAGAUGAAGAACUAGCACUGGAUGGGAGUUUUGACCAAGACCUAAAAAACUAUCACAGACUCCACUGGGAAACAGAAUUCAAACCCGUGGCACAGCAGCUUCUACACCGAAUUCAGAGGCAUCACACCUUCCUGGAACCCCUGCCUGUUCCCUCUUUCUAACACGAUGCAGAUUAACGGCAGAAACAGGAAGUCAGGUCUCCUUCAUUCCUGAGAAGUGGUAACAAACACGAACAUUUUAUUCAGUGUUAACAAAUAUUGAAAGUUUUUUCAGGUACUGAUUUUAGUGAGUAGUUUGAGUAUUUUAAAAGAAAUGAGCAUUUCUUCUUGUUAGGUAUUAUGGAAAAAUGUCCUGCUAUGAGAAAUGUAAGAUGAAAAUAUAUGCAUGGCUUUUCUAAGUAAAUGACUUUUUUCUUCUAUUCUCUGUUAAAUAAUUUAGUUCUAGUCUUUAAGUCCUGAUUUAACAAUUGUAGAAUUUAAGAGCUUGUCAGCUCAGUAACUGAACUGUGCAAUGAAGACUUAGAUUUUGUUUAUAAAAAGAAUGGUGGUCAAUACCAUUAGGAAUACAUUACUACAUCAACAUCUGCAUUAAUUUUUACAGCAUCUAAUAUUCAUUUUUUGGUUAGGAACCAGUAUUUUUCUGGUUCUUAUAUUAAGAGGAAUAAGCAAAAAAAAUUUAAAGAAGACUGCUUUAGGCCAUUUACUCUUUAUUAAGUAAGUAAAAUAGAUGAAAAGGGGAGUAUUUUACCUUUUUCUGUUCAUUUGAAAUAAAAUGAGUAAACCAGACAGUCCUUCUAAUGGUAACCCUCUGUGACUAGGGAGGUGAUGUACUGUACUAGAAAGAAUGUAGGCUUAAGCGUAUGGCAGAUCUCAGUUCAAAUCCUAGCUUUCCUUUGCUUGGGCCUUUGGCAAAUAACUUAGUAUUUUCAGCUUCAACUAUAAAAUGGGAGUAAUACCUAUUUUAUUAUAAUGUAGUUUAGAGAAAAAACAUUAAAUGGGCAAAUUGCCCAGUACAGUGACUCUGCGUAGUAGAGGCUGAAUAAAUUAUAACAUUAUGAUGGUAAUUAGUUUAUUAGUUUGACAUUCUGUGUAGGGUAAGUUUGGCUUUUGAAUGAAUGAGAAAAAAACAAAGAAAUUGAGAUCACCGUUGUUGUCCCAUAUUAGCCAAAGAAGAUUUGGAAAUAGAAGUAAGUUUCCUACUCUGCUCUGUAGGGUGAGAGAUGAGCCGUUAAUAUCAGAAAAGCUGGUACAGCUCAUCUCUCACCCAAACAAAAUAACAAGACUAAUGGGAUGAAGACAGCCAUCCCAGACUAGACGGGCUCUUAAAGGCUAUUAGAAAAAAACCUAAAUUUCAGGAACAAAUAGACUUUCUAAGGGCUCUUCUAGUUCAAGAUUUAUCCCUGAUUGAGGCGUUGCAAAAUCCUCUAGGGACACUCACCUUAUUAUGGUCUGUCAUCCAUAAGUAUAUGCCAAUAGAUUCACUCCAGUAGAUGAAACCAUUUUUUUAAAAGUCUGAAGGGCUAAUCUCUCAAAACACUUAAAGAUCUAAGUUUUUAGUUUAUCUAUAGCAGGCUAUAUAUUCCACUUUCAGUGAGAAAGAUCAAACUCUUUCCCCUCUAAAACAGCCCCCUUGGUACUUAUAACUAAUAUAAUAAUUCAUGAUGGAAUGAAUACCAUUAUACCUGUUCUCCAUAUGAAACUCCUCCUUAGACUCAUGUGCAAACUAGACCAUUUGGAACCAUCUACUUGCCUUUAAACAAAAUUGUGGUAAAAAACACAUAACAUAAAAUUUACCAUCUUAACUAUUUUUAAAUGUAUAGUUCAGCAGCAUUAAGUAUAUUCACAUUGUUUUCCAACAGUUCUCUAGAACUUUUUGAUCUUGCAAAACUGGAACUCAUCUCUGUUAAACAACUCCCUGUUUCCUCCCUCCCUAGCGCCUAGCAAU